Molecule: messenger RNA, 2816 nt
Organism: Oncorhynchus keta (chum salmon)
Lineage: Eukaryota; Metazoa; Chordata; Actinopteri; Salmoniformes; Salmonidae
Product: mitotic spindle assembly checkpoint protein MAD2A
Exons: 5
Coding region: 109-717 (202 amino acids)
Biological process (GO): mitotic spindle assembly checkpoint signaling
Cellular component (GO): cytoplasm; nucleoplasm; kinetochore
Source: RefSeq, a predicted model, not a curated record
CGCAUGCGCAUGAAGUCCAACGCUAACAAAUUUCAAACUGAGCAGCGGGUAGAAAGACCUGGCAAGAAAAUACAAUACAAUUAAAGGAUAAAACUAAAUAGUUAAAUAAUGACGAGCACACUGAAAGGAAUUACCCUGAAAGGAAGCGCUGAGCUUGUGGCCGAGUUUUUCUCAUUCGGUAUCAACAGCAUCCUGUACCAGCGAGGGAUCUACCCUCCGGAGACGUUCUCCCGAGUCACCCAGUAUGACAUGAGCCUUCAACUCACUACUGACACCAAGCUGAAGAGCUACCUGACCAACGUGGUAUCUCAACUCAAAGAGUGGCUGUUUGACUGCACAGUGCAGAAGCUGGUGCUGGUGAUCACAUGUCUGGAGACCAACGAGGUGCUGGAGAGGUGGCAGUUUGACAUUGAGUGUGACAAGACUGCCAAGGAGAUCAGUGCUCCCAGGGAGAAAUCCAUCAAGUCUAUCCAGGAUGAGAUUCGCUCAGUCAUCAGACAGAUCACCGCCACUGUCACCUUCCUACCCCUGCUGGAGACUGCCUGUGCCUUCGACCUCCUCGUCUACACCGACAAGGACCUGGAAGUGCCGGAAAAGUGGGAGGAGUCAGGCCCCCAGAUCAUUGACCAGUCGGAGGAGGUUCGCCUGCGCUCCUUCACCACCUCCAUCCACAAGGUCAACAGCAUGGUGACCUACAAGAGGACCGACUCAGCCUAGAACCUGACCUCUAACCUACGACCCCUACUGUACAUAGUUAACUCUUAUGGUCUCCUCUCCCCUGCUGCGUACUAUAGGUGUGUUGGAGAUUGACUACAACGGAUCUACAAAUCAUACUCGGUCGUCAUUUAGGAUGCCAGGUGAUUUGUAGAUGAGUCAGUUUGGAGUCGCCGACUGCAAUCUCAAACGCACACAAUAGAUAUGAAAACAGAAAUGUUACACAGCCCUCUUCUCCCUUCAACUCAUGUCUCUCAUUAUCUUUCUUUACGUACAGUGCCUUCGGAAAGUAUUCUGGCCCCGUAACUUUUUCCACGUUUUGUUACGUUACAGCCGUAUUCUAAAAUGUAUUCAAUGUUUUUUUCCCCCCACAUCAAUGUGUACACAAUACCCCAUAAUGACAAAGCAAAAUAGUUUUAAAAAUUCAUUUUUGCUAAUUUAUAACAAACUGAAAUAUCACGUUUACAUAAGUAUUCACACCCUUUACUCGGUACUUUGUUGAAGCACCUUUGGCAGUGAUUAGACUCGAGUAUGCCGCUACAAGCUUGGCACGCCUGUAUUUGGGGAGUUUCUCCCAUUCUUCUCUGCAGAUCCUCAAGCUCUGUCAGGUUGGAUGAGGAGCGUUGCUGCACAGCUAUUUUCAGGUCUCUCCAGAGAUGUUCGAUUGGGUUCAAGAGCCGCUCUGGCUGGGCCACUCAAGGACAUUCAGAGACUUGUCCCGAAGCCACUACUACGUUGUUUUUAAUCUCUAUACUUUGCCUCGUUCAUCUUUCCCUCCCAGUCCCUGCCGCUGAAAAACAUCCCCACAGCAUGAUGCUGCCACCACCAUUCUUCACCGUAGGGAUGGUGCCAGGUUUCUUCCAGACGUGACGCUUGGCAUUCAGGGCAAAGAGUUGAAUCUUGGUUUCAUCAAACCAGAGAAUCUUGUUUCUCAUUGUCAGGGAGUCUUUAGGUGCCUUUUGUCAAAAUCCAAGUGAGCUGUCGUGCCUUUUACUGAGGAGUGGCUUCCGUCUGGCCACUCGACCAUAAAGGCCUGAUUGGUGGAGUGCUGCAGAGAUGGUUUUCCUUCAGGAAGGGUCUCCAAUCUCCACAGAGGACCUCUAGAGCUCUGUCAGAGUGAUCAUCGGGUUCUGGGUCACCUCCCGGACCAAGGCCCUUUUCCCCCGAUUGCUCGGUUUUGCCGGGUGGCCAGCUUUAGGAAGAGUCUUAUUUGUUCCAAACUUCCAUUGAAGAAUGAUGGCGGCCACUGUGUUCUUGGACCUUCAAUGCAGCAGACAUUCUUUGGUACCCUUCCCCAGAUCUGUGCCUCGACACAAUCCUGUGUCGGAGCUCUAUAGACAUUUCCUUCGACCUCAUGGCUUGGUUUUUGCUCUGACGUGCACUGUCAACUGUGGGACCUUUUAUAUAGACAGGUGUGUGCCUUUCCAAAUCAUAUCCAAUCAAUUGAAUUUACCACCGGUGGACUCCAAUUAAGUUGUAGAAACAUCUCAAGGAUGAUCAAUGGAAACAGCAUGCAUCUGAGCUCAAUUACAAGUCUCAUAGCAAAGGGUCUGAAUACUUAUUUAAAUAAGGUAUUUCAGUUUUUUUAUUUGUUAUACAUUUGCAAAUAUUUCGUUAUGGGGUAUUGUGUGUAGAUUGAGGAUUUUAAAAAUGUAAUCCAUUAUAGAAUGAGGCUGUACCGUAAACAAAUUGUGGAAAAAGUCAAGGGGUCUGAAUACUUUCCAAAGGCACUGUGUGUAUAUAAAUAAUCCUUUUACACUGAUUAUUCUGUCCUGUCUUUUUCUCUGUGUAUUGGGAUACUUUGUUCUUCCUGGCUCGCUACUUUGAUGUAAAUAUUGCCUGUAAGUGGUUACUGAUCCACUUUGCUUUCAUUUUUUUAUUGUCCUCUAUCCAGUUCUGAGCCUCUCUGUUUUAGAAGCUAGUGGUUUGUGUUGUAUUUUUAAGAAAAUUCCUGAAAUGUGUCCAUUUGAUCGUCCUCGAGUCUGACCUGUGUGUUACUACUGCAAUUGCCCAGAAGGUGGCAAAGUAACACAUUUUUUGGUAUUUUUUAGUUCUGGUUAGUUAUCUCUCUGUAAAUGUAAAAUAAAUGGUUGUUUAGACAA